Molecule: messenger RNA, 333 nt
Organism: Notechis scutatus (mainland tiger snake)
Lineage: Eukaryota; Metazoa; Chordata; Lepidosauria; Squamata; Elapidae
Gene: TMEM244
Product: transmembrane protein 244
Source: RefSeq, a predicted model, not a curated record
AUGUUGGAUGGAUUUGCACCUUUCGAUUUUAAGACAAAACCUUCAUGGUUUAACCCCCAUUAUUUAGGUCUUAUAAUAUCAAUGGAAAUAGCCUAUGUCAUCUCUGGCCUGCUCUUUGCCUUGUUGGUAGAAGAAUGGGUUUGGGAUUAUGCCAUAACUGUUACAGUCAUUCACAUCACAGUAACUUCAGCAGUAAUGGCUGAAUUUCCACUGAUGUUGCACUGGUGGGCAGCUUUAGGUUCUGGCCUCAUUUUAAUGAUUUGCAGUGGUCAAUGUUUGGCUUUUUAUCUGUUCAAGGACAAUUUUAUUUAUCCUGUUCUUGAUGAUUUCUGA